UCACUAAUCGAAAUUCACAACAGCUCACUGUAGUAUAAUGAAAAUAACCGCCAUUUAUUUACAUUAUCCGAACGCGUCGAAUUUUUACCGUGCGGCAAGUCUGUGAAGUAAGUUAUUGAAGUUUGAGCAAUCGACGCACCGAUGUGAUGGCGGUAAAACGAAAGGACAAGGAGGGCAACAACCAUCAUGACACGCCGUCCAAGAACAAGAAGAUCCGGCAAGAAAAGGAAAAAGCCGGCGAUUUCUCCGACGACGACCUGUCCGACAUCGAAGACUCUGGUGAAGUAUUCAACGGCAUCCGAAUCCCAGCAGAAUUGCCACCGAUCCGGUCGGCAGAGGAGACGGCCGGUCCUCGUAUGAUCAUCACUCACAUUGUCGCCAACAAUUUCAAAAGCUAUUACGGCGAAGUCACCAUCGGUCCGUUCCACAAGAGUUUGACCAGUAUCGUCGGCGCCAACGGCAGCGGCAAGAGUAACGUCAUCGAUUCUCUGUUGUUUGUCUUUGGAUACCGCUCAACAAAGAUCCGUUCGAAAAAAGUCUCCGUUUUGAUACACAAAUCGGAUCGCCACAAAGAUCUCCGUCAGUGUUCCGUUACAGUACAUUUCGUGCAAAUCAACGAUGACGACAAUCAAGACACGGGUUACAAUGCCGUGCCCGGUUCGGAAGUGGCAAUUACUCGUACAGCAUUUAAAGACAACACUUCCAAUUACACUCUGAACAAUAAACGUGUAAAAUUCAAGGAAGUAGCAACUGUGUUGAAGAAAAACGGAAUUGACUUGAUUCAUAAUCGUUUUCUUAUUCUACAGGGAGAAGUGGAACAAAUAGCCAUGAUGAAGCCCAAAGCGGAAAAUGAACAUUCGACUGGUAUGCUCGAGUAUUUAGAAGACGUCAUUGGUACCGCUCGAUAUAAGAAACCACUUGAAAGACUUGCCGAAAAAAUGCAAGUUUUGGGCGAAGAGAAAAAUGAAAAAAUAAGUCGUUUAAAGUUUAUUGCAAAAGAAAGAGACGAACUCAUAGAACCAGUGGAAACGGCUAUUAGAUAUUUGAGAAUGGAAAACCAGUUGGCCCAAUUUGAAAACAAAAAAUUUCAAAAACAAUUAUCUGAAGUGAACAAACAAAUUGCGAAUAAAACGGAAGAUCAAAAUUCAAUAAAGGAAAAAUUAAGAGCUAUAGAAGAAGAACUUGAAACAAUAGCCGAGAGUAAGAAAGAUAAAGAAGACGUUUUGCGCAAUCUUACUGAAAAGUUAAAAGCGGAUUUAAAAAAAAAGGACGGUGUUGAAAAAAAAUUAAAAGUUCUUAUGAAUGAGGACUCAGAACUUAAAAACUACUUGGUGCAGACAAAAGAACACAUUAAGAAGUAUGAGAAAUCGAUCAAGACCGAAGAAAACAAAAUUACCAAAGCUCAAGGAGUGCCGAAAAUAAAAGAAGCCGAACUCAAGCGUUUGCAGUCCAGUGUGGCGCCAUUAGAAGAAGAGUGUGUGAAGCUCGAGGCGAAUUAUACUAAAGUGAAUUCGAGCGGAUUUGAAAAAUCGAAAAAGUUUAGAGAAGAAAAAGACGCGUUGGCGCCAGAAGAAUUAAAACUGCAAAAACUUGUCGGCAGCAAACAGAAUCAGUUUCAAACUUUGAAAACCCAAUUCGAAGUUCUUCUAGAUACCGAAAAGUCUGAACGAGAGAAAUUGAGAAAACUCGAAGAACAAUUGACCAGUGGUUCCGAAGAAUACCAAGAAAAUAUAAGAAAAAAAGAAAAUGCCGAAGAAGACAUUCGAAAUUGUGCAAAGCUAAUUGCCGAAAUGGAGAAAAACAUUGAUAAGUUACAAAAAGACGAACAACAAAUGAAACAGAAAUUGCAAAACAUACGACAGAGUCUGACGGAAAAAAGAUCGGCCUACGCCGAAACCACUGAACGGAGUCGGCCAAUACAGUAUAUUUUAACAUUCAAAGACAGCGGAGAAAUACGGGGAAUUCUCGGAAGAUGCGGAGAUUACGGUCAGGUAGAAGGUAAAUACGACAUACCCGCUUGCACGGCUUGCGGUUCUACCGAUCAGAUUGUUGUCGAAUCGUCGGACGCCGCUCACGCUUGUAUUCAAAAACUGAGGCAGAACAAAAUUGGACGUUUGACUUUUUCCAUUUUGCCACAAAUACAAAAGCUAAAACCUCGUGCCGACGCCAACAACAAUUACCCAGAAAAUGCGAAAAGAAUAUUCGAUUUUAUUCAAAUACUGGAUCAACGUUUCAGAAUGACAUUUUAUUCUGGUUUAUAUGAUACGCUAUUGGCCAACGACAUCGAUCAGGCGAGACGUAUAGCAUUUGGUUCCCAAACUCGUUACCGAGUGGUCACCUACAAAGGAGAUUUGAUCGAUCAGUCGGGUAUCAUGUCGGGAGGCGGAAGACCAAUCAAAGGUAAGAUCGGACCGCAAGAAACUAGAUCGAGAUGUGCCAACACUUCUGCGAGUCAAGUCAGCCAAAGUGAAGUGGAAAAGUUGGAUAAAAUCGCCAAAGAUUUGGAACAAAACCUGAGGAACACUCAGACGAGCAUUUACGACAAUCAGGCCGGCGUAGAGCAGAAUCGUAGACGAAUCACCGAUCUAAACAUGAUUGUCAAGCAGUGUUCAUCGCGUAUUAACGCGUGGAAAGAAAAAGAGAAUCAAGUUAACAAAUUGAUUGAAGCGCAAAAACUUGUAAUCGUACAAAAGAAAACCGACCCAGUCGCAGUUGCCAAAAAGGAGGCAGAAAUUAAAAAAGCCGAAAAAGAAUUGGAAGAAGCCAAUAAAGAAUACAACGAGAUCAAGUCCAAAACGGACAAACUGAAACAGAAAAUUGAAGAAAUUACAGAAGGUUUGCCGAAAGAAGCUAAACGACUUUUGGACGAAGCGACCGCUAAAUUGGAAAAAACUCGUAGUGAAAUCAAUCAAGUUAACGUCGACAUACAAGCAGCUGAAAGACAAAUAAAGAAAUCUCGAGGACAAAUCGAGACAUUACAAGGCGACGUGGUAGAAGGCAAUAACAGAAUAGAAUCUUUUAAAGAAAAAUUGAAAAAAAAUGAAGAUGUUAUAGCCGAAUUAAACGAAAGAUUAACAGAAAUGAAUAACGACGUUGACGAGCAAAAGAAAAGCAUAGACGAGAUCAAGAAUAAGGACGAUGAAAGUCUUCGCAGGAGUCACGAGUUGCGCAAAGACAAAGUUAAAUUAACUCAAGACUUGGACGUUUCUGAUUCCGAAAAAGCAAAACUGUCCGACCAUCGUAAACAUAUUAAGAACUCUUUGAAAAAAUUGAAACUUCACGAUAUUCCGCGUAUUGACAACACUCAAAGAGAUCCGAUCUUGGAAUCGUAUCAAAAUCGUGCGGCCGACAAGAAUGGUAACGAAGGAGAAACUGCCGACAAACCACAAGAAAACAAAGAUUCCGCUGAUGACAUGGAUGUUCAAGAAAAAGACAAAAACCAAGAAGACGUCGAGGACGAAGACAAGAACGACAAAGAGCUAAUUCAAUACACCGACGAAGAGUUGGAAGAAUUAAACUACAAAGAUCUCAACUUGAAGCUGUGUACGUUGACCGAAGAGUUGAAAAAAGAAAAACCUAAUUUUGGAAUACUUGAAGAGUAUCAAAACAGAACGAGACAAUAUAAUGAAAAAGCAGACGAAGUGGCUAAAGUAUUAAAGACGUACAACGAUCACGCCGACAUGAUAAACAAAGUGCGACAACGGAGGAAGGACGAAUUUAUGGCUUCGUUUAGGAAAAUCACCAUCAAGCUGAAAGAAAUGUAUCAGAUGAUAACAUUGGGUGGCGAUGCCGAACUCGAGUUGGUCGACUCGUUAGAUCCGUUUAGCGAAGGCGUUAAUUUCAGCGUGAGGCCUCCGAAAAAAACUUGGAAAGUAAUAUCGAAUUUAUCUGGCGGCGAAAAGACGUUAUCUUCUUUGGCGCUCGUUUUCGCUCUGCACUAUUACAAACCGUCGCCGCUUUACGUCAUGGAUGAAAUUGAUGCGGCUUUAGAUUUUAAAAAUGUAUCGAUAAUCGCAUACUAUAUAAAGGAGAGGACGAAAAAUUCUCAGUUUAUUAUUAUUUCGCUGCGUUCGAACAUGUUUGAAAGAGCCAAUUUAUUAGUUGGCAUUUACAAAACAAACGAUUGUACGCAAUCGAUUACGAUCAAAACUGAUAUGUAUCAAGACAAACAGUCGGGUCCGAUCGCUCAGUCUCAAGCUACGGCUAUUGAGUCGUCAUAACCAAACCGUACAUUUUAAUUAUUUAGAAUAUUUUGUUUAUUUUUCUAUUAAUAUUUAAACAAUAAAUAAUUAUAUUAUGUGUGUAUAAUUUAUAUUCAGAUUUUUAUUAUUAAAAUUAAUGAACCUUUAUGUUUAUAUUAUGUUGCUAGUUGUGUAAUAACAUUUUUUUUGAAAUAUUUUUACUUGAUAAUAAACACACAAUUAACUAUUUAUAUAAUAUGUAUCAUAAUUUUUCUUUGUCAAUAAAAUCAUUUCUUCUGCUUAGCUUAUAAGGCAUGUACAUAGGCUUACGUGCACAGUUGUAGGGUGAGCAAGUAAGGGAGGUUUAGCGUUCACAGAAAAGCUCAGUCGU
This is a messenger RNA of Adelges cooleyi (spruce gall adelgid), 4572 nucleotides long. RefSeq names its product structural maintenance of chromosomes protein 4 (gene glu). Gene Ontology annotation, cellular component: chromosome. The record is from RefSeq and is a predicted model, not a curated record. The transcript is spliced from 21 exons. Gene Ontology annotation, biological process: mitotic chromosome condensation. Gene Ontology annotation, molecular function: protein binding; ATP binding; ATP hydrolysis activity. Bases 147 to 4220 code for a protein of 1357 amino acids. NCBI's taxonomy places the organism in Eukaryota, Metazoa, Arthropoda, Insecta, Hemiptera, Adelgidae.